Messenger RNA from Bipolaris zeicola 26-R-13, 3693 nucleotides. RefSeq lists its product as uncharacterized. Gene Ontology annotation, molecular function: protein binding. Gene Ontology annotation, cellular component: plasma membrane of growing cell tip. Bases 1 to 3693 code for a protein of 1230 amino acids. The record is from RefSeq and is a predicted model, not a curated record. Gene Ontology annotation, biological process: positive regulation of establishment of bipolar cell polarity regulating cell shape. Lineage: Eukaryota; Fungi; Ascomycota; Dothideomycetes; Pleosporales; Pleosporaceae. The transcript is spliced from 3 exons.
AUGAGGGAUUCAUUCGCUGCCCUCCUGCGCACAGGGGCUGGCAAGCUUGUCCUUUCGCUGUUGCUCGCCUCUCCCACGACAGCAAUCACCUUCAAUCCCGUCCCGGUCCCUCCGCUUAGUCUCGGCGACUUGGGCCGCAUAGCUUUUACUGGCGACUUUGAUUCCAUAUCGCUGUACCAGUACCAAGGCCAGAGCCAGCAAUACCCCGGUCGCAAUGGCGCUCUGCUCUCCCGUUACCCUAAUGGCGUCUUUGCUACCAUCAACGUUACCGAUGCCGACAUCAAGGCCAUGUGCACUCUGCCCAUCAAUGGCGCUGAACGAGUCGUCUUUGCCGGCAACUUUACAGGUGUCGGCAACAUGCCCACACCUGGAGGCAUUGCCCUGCUUGAUCCCACAAACGGCAACGUACGGUCACUCGAGGGCCUUAGUGGAUCUGUGAAUGCCCUCUACUGCGACCGAGAAGGCGGACGCGUCUAUGUCGGCGGUAGUCUUUCUGGUGCUAACUCGACAAACGCCCUGGUCUGGAAGGACGGCUGGGAGGAUCUCUCGUUCCACGGCUUCAACGGCCCCAUCCAUUCCAUCACCCGUGCCUCUAACAACAACAUUGUAUUUGGAGGCGAGUUCAACGGCCUGGGCGGCAAUGCCUCAACUGUGUCGAGCCAGAACAACACCCAGGUGAUUCCUAUUUCCAAUGCACGCAUCUCGGCACAGACCAGCUCCGGUAUCAACGGCUUCACAGACCCCAAGAACAUUGCUUGCAAGGCCGACUACACAACACAGGGCUCCGGCUCUACCUGGCUCAUGGCCGACCGCGCUGAUGGUUUCUGGAAGGCCGAGUUUGGUUUUGGUUUUGAACCCACCAGUAUGAAGUUGUACAACACCGACUUUGAGGGCCGUGGCACCAAGACUUUCCACUUUACCGCUCUUCCUCUUGGCGGCAUCUUGAACCUGACCUACACUGAUCCUCGAACCGGACAAAAGGCCUUUUGCGACCUUCGAUGCCCCCUGCCCGAGGGCAACACCACUGCCCAGGACUUUACUUUUGUCAACGUCGUUGGUAUGAACGCUUUCAGGAUCGAUAUUACCGAGCACUAUGGAGCUGGCGCUGGACUGAAUGGCAUCGAACUCUUCCAGGAUGCCAUAUAUUCGUAUGCUGUCAACGAGUUCAACGAGCCCAAGAACUGUGGCGCCACCGGUUCGCUGUCAGAGUCAACCGCUACAGGCUCGUGGCAGGUUUCUCCUUCACAUGACAGCAACUCCCAGUACCUUACCACCGUUCUCACAGGCAGCCCAAUCGACGUCAAUGCGGCAACCGUUACCUUUGUUCCUGAUGUCAAGCAGUCCGGCAAUUACUCAGUCACCAUCUUCACACCUGGAUGCCAAGGUGACGGCACUUGUGGCAGUCGUGGUCGCGUCAACGUCACGGCUGUGGCCGGUGGUCAAACCGAAAGCACCGAACUCUGGCAGACCAACAACUUUGACAAGUACGACGAAGUCUACAAUGGCUUCAUUGAUGCCACUAGCGGCGCCCCUCCUCGAGUCAUUAUCCAACCCGCCGCUGGACAAGGCCCAGCACCUGUGACAGUUGUUGCACAGAGAGUACGCUUCACGCUGCUAAAGGCCACCUCUGGCAAUCUGAAUGGUCUUUUCGAGUACAAGCCAGGUCAGACUGUAGAUGCAGACAAUUUUUCGGAUUCGGUCAUCAACGCUGCUGGUGCAAGCCUUAGUCCUCGGGAGAAGGCUCUGGUAACGAGCGUGGCUAGAGGUGACGAUACUCUUUACGUUGGUGGAUCUUUCAACACUACUGAUAACCGCAACAACAUCUUUGCCAUCCGUGACGGCGCCACAGGACCUACGGCCCUUUCUGCCAGUGGGUUGAACAACCAGGUCAUGACUUUGUUCCACAACGCCAGCACACUGUAUGUUGGUGGCAAUUUCACCAACACGGUAAACAACAAUGCUCCUGGCCUGCGUGGUGUGGCUGCAUACACCAACAACGAGUGGAAGCCUCUCGGCGCUGGCGUAGAGGGUGUUGUCCUAUAUCUCGUGCCCUUUUCGCUCAACAUCACAGACAACACACCUGAAGAAGUCCUUGCCGUGAGUGGCUUCUUCAGCCAAGUCAAUGCUUUCGACGACAAUCCCGCCACCAGUGUCAAUGAUUUCGCAGUCUGGGUUCCCUCCCGCAGCAACUGGCUGCAUAACCUAGAAUUCUACUCCCUCGCCAUGUCGGGUAGAUUGAUGACAUUUGCUGAUGUUCCUGGAAGUGCUCGUUGGUUUGGUGGAUCCGUCUCUUCCGGUGCUCUCCUUGCGAGCGGUAGUGCCGAGCUACAAAGCGGAGACCAGCUGGAGCUCGAGGCAUUCCCUGUCAAGAUCAAGGCCCAACGCCAGGCUGCUCUCCGCAAGCGAGCUAUCGUGGAUGGACAAAACCUCAACACCACCGGUGUUCGCACUGGCACUUUCUACAAGCAAAAUGGCAUGAACAAGACUAUUCUUGCUGGUCAUUUUGCCACAACCGGUGCAGACAACCAGAACAUCACCAAUGUCCUCAUCAUCGAUGGCAACGACUCGGAUAAGGUCACUGGUUUCAACGAUGAGUUAGACGCCAACUCCACAUUUGCCACUGUUGCCGUCUUGAACAACAUCUUGUACGCUGGUGGUGUGGUUAGUGGUCAGCUCAGAAAUGACCCUAUUGCUGGUGUUGUCGCCUACGAUCUCACCAAGAACGAAUUUACUCCCGUUCAGCCGCCGCCACUUCAGGGCAUCAAUGUCACCGUCAAUGCCAUUGCCCCACGACCAAAGUCCAACGACAUCUUUAUCGGUGGCCAAUUCCAAUCCGCUGGAGCCUUGAGCUGUGCUGCAGUCUGCAUGUGGAACACCGAGCGCAAUCAGUGGAACCAAGCAGGAAACGGUAUCCAAGGCGAGGUCACGUCCUUGACUUGGAUUGGUGACACCAAACUUUUGAUUGCUGGCAAUCUUACAUCGGGCAACAAUCACACCAAGAUCCUCACGUUUGAUUCUACAAACAGCCAGUAUGCCGUUAUUCCUGGUGCCAAUGAUCUUCCUGGUCCAGUCACUGCGCUCACCAUUGCUAACCGCAAUGGCGAUCAAUUCUGGGCUGCUGGCCAAGGUAGCGAUGGCACUGCCUAUCUACAGCGGUUCGACGGGUCCAAGUGGAUCCCUGCCAACCCUGCCAUGUUUGGCGAUUCAACAGACAUCCGUGGUAUCCAAGUUCUUUCUCUGUCGGAGAAUCAUGAUGCGGCUCAGAUCAUCGACCAAGAUCAAGAUCUUCUCCUCAUGGGCCACAUCAAUGUUACCGACUUUGGAACUGCGUCUGCUGUGCUCUUUAACGGUACUUCGCUCAUUCCCUUCCUGCUUGCCACCAAGGGUCAGGAUGGUCAGACGGAGCCAGGAAGCUUGUCUUCUAUCUUUGUGGAGAACCCCAACUCGUUCUUCCUAAAGUCAGACAGCCACCUUGCUCUCUGGGCUAUUGUCCUUAUCGGCCUCGCCAUCGCACUGGUCCUUACCUUCUUGCUUGUCGUCAUUGGCAUAAUCAUCGAGUGGUACCGUAAGAAGCAACAGGGCUACACCCCUGCCCCGACAUCAUACACCGACCGCAUGGGAAAUGUUGGACGCGUACCGCCAGAGCAAUUGUUCGGAACUCUGUCCAAACCACAACAAGCACCUGCCAUCUAA